Orbicella faveolata is the source of this 1488-nucleotide messenger RNA. RefSeq lists its product as uncharacterized. NCBI's taxonomy places the organism in Eukaryota, Metazoa, Cnidaria, Anthozoa, Scleractinia, Merulinidae. Gene Ontology annotation, molecular function: potassium channel regulator activity; calcium-activated potassium channel activity. The record is from RefSeq and is a predicted model, not a curated record. Gene Ontology annotation, cellular component: membrane; voltage-gated potassium channel complex. Gene Ontology annotation, biological process: detection of calcium ion; potassium ion transport.
CAGCCAUGAUACUGUUAUAGUGGAAUGCAUUUACUGAUAUAUCAUCUGAGUCCUGGAGAAGAAACCUCUCUGUUUCCGCACUGAUAGCGCGGAUUCUGGGAACGAGAUUGAGUGGGUGUUAAAGACCCGCAUUGCCUUUUGGGAAUGAUUGAUGAGUUGGCCGAAAAAAAGUACUGAUUCGUCCAGCAUGGCGGCGAAUAGUUCCACUUUACAGAAGGAAACUGGGGGAAAUCAACAUGAAUCUGCGAUCGAACUUCCACCACCAUACACUUCAGUGCCACAGUAUCAAGUGGAAAACCCAGCAGUGAUACAUAAUCCCACAGUACAACAACAGAACAAUGCGUGGUAUCCUCAGGGAAUAAAUUCAGGUUAUCCUCCAUUUUCCUAUCCUGGAGGGAAUCAACCACCGCCUGGAUAUUUUACAUAUAAUGCUACUGCGGCUCCUUCGAGACCUGGCGUUCAGCUGAGCGAAGAAGAAGGCCAUCGAAGGCAAGAGGCAGCGAUUCGACAUGGAAUCGCUGCGUCGGUGGUGAGAAGGCCGUUCGGCCGACGAAGCUGCACUUAUCGACUCAUUAGACUCGGUAUCACGUUGUUCCUUCUGGGAGUUACACUGCUCAUUGUUUUGGGCGUUUUAAUCGUCCGUCCCGCCUUGAACGACACGCAGCUUAAGAGCGCUCAGUGUAAAGUCAUCUCCAGCUUCAUGACCGGUUACAAAAGCUGCGACUGUGGACGGUAUUGCUCUUCAAAAUAUCCUUGUCUUGAAAUACAAGUUUCUUAUGACGCCGACGGAAAGAAAAACACAGCUUACCUAUACAGAAACGUUUAUGCUGAUAAAAAUCAGUGCAGUACUCAGCCAUGUGAUACAGCCAAGUGGUCCAAUAAAGAAGAUGUGGACAGCUUUCAGAGCGAAUAUGGCCAAGUCGAUGAUGAAUACAGAUGCUAUUACAAUCCCAAAACUCCCGAUGAGGCAUAUACAGAGAGAUCUAGUGUGAAGAGUGAUAAGGUUGCGAUACUGAACUGCAUCCUGUGGCCAAUGCUCCUCAUUGGUAUCAGCAUUGGCCUGCUUGGUACACUGUUUUUGCGAUCCAAGGGCCUCUGCUGCGUCAAGAAGAGGAGUGGAUCCUCUGUGCCUUACCAAGACCUCCAGCCUACAGCUUGAAGGUAUGGCCAAAAAAAGGACCAAAGACAUUCCAAACAAGAAACAAAGAAAUACAUAGUGAUACAGUUUAACCUUACUGUUUCAAACUUCCCUGUUAUCUCAAACUCAAAACAUUUUUUCCUUGGACAUAUUUCUUUUUCAGACAUUCACUAUCAGUCAAAAACUUGGAAACAUUUGGACCUGCAUGGAAGUAUUGUUAUUGUGAGCUUUUAGUUAGGGGGUUGUCAUCUGUCCUAGGUACAGGUAAAGUCUGCUUAUGAGCCAAGUGGUCCAUCAGCCAGCCAGCCCAGUUUCUGAAGCAUGAAGUGACUAAGAAUAUUUCUACUCCC